GUUGGUGGUUGUGUGAUGCACGUAGGAGUGAGUACUCAUAAUGUGGUCCAAUGACUGUUUUCUUCCAAGGAAUACAAGGAAUAUCACGUGAUUAAGGGAAAGCCUAAGAUGUAUCCCGCACCGGCCAGACACCCAGCCGCUGCCGGGGGCGGUGGAAGCGGCACGGCUGCGGGUGGUCUGAAAUUCACAGUUGCUGAUACUUGCGAAAGAAUCAAAGAAGAAUUCAAUUUCAUCCAGCAGCAGUACCACUCGCUGAAACUUGAUUAUGAGAAAUUAGUCAAUGAAAAGACUGAGGUGCAGAGGCACUACGUGAUGUACUACGAGAUGUCUUACGGGCUCAAUGUGGAGAUGCACAAACAGACGGAAAUCGCCAAGCGGUUAAGUGUGAUCAUAUCGCAACUGAUGCCUUGUUUAGCGCAAGAGUCAAAAUGCUCUACUGACGGGACUAUAAUGGCAGACUGCUUUCAGCACCAGCAGCAAGUAGCUAAUGCCGUAGAGAGGGCCAAACAAGUCACCAUGAACGAACUCAAUGCCAUUCUUGGGCAACAACAACAACAGGGUCUCCAACACCUCCUGCAACAAAUUCACGCCCAACAAUUGCCCCACAAUGCUGUAGUGGGAAGUUUACCGCCAGCAAGUCUGUUGGGUUUCGCUGGUGCUGCAGCGGCCGCAGGAGUACCACCUCAUCUGGCACCACCACCUCAUCCAGCAGCGGCAGCGGCAGCAGCAGCAGCAGCAGCGGCUGCUGUCGCAGCCCAGGCACAAGCACUUCUCAAAUCCUCGGAUCUUCAGCAACAUCGGGCAGCCACUGGCACACCAGAGGAUAGAAAAUCCAUUACCAUAACUGAGGACAGACUCAGAAGAUCUGUCUCACCUUCUGAAAAAUUUAGAUCGAGGACUCCUGACCUUGAGGGGGAUGCCAAGAGGAGGAAAGAGGAGAAACUUGGUCAUGAGAGCGAUGGCGAGAAGAGCGAUCAGGAACUCGUUGUGGACGUCGCUAAUGAGGAGGCUUCCUCGCCCCACGCCAAUGGUGAUCACUCAGACCACCGGGAGAACGGAACCUUUGAGAAGAUUGUUGGUCAGGGGCAUGCCGGUGUUGUAUCGAGUGCAGCAACUUCGGUGAAGGAACGACCGCCCUCCCGAAGUGGGAGCUCAUCGGCUCGGAGCACGCCCUCACUGAAAAGUAAAGAUAUCGACAAGCCGAGUACCCCAGUGGCGGCGAGGGGCUCGCGCAGUUGUACGCCAACUAUGGCUCCAAUCCCUGGUGCCUUGGGGUCCCGGCUCUAUCAUCUGCCAUCUUCGCAGCAAACAGCGCUGCAGGGAUAUCAGGGUUUACCAUCCCGAGGCAGUGAGACACCUCAGUCUCCAACUUCUUAUAAUAGUUUAUCUUAUUCGAGAUCAUCAUUACUCGGUUUUGACAGUCACUUGAGGGUCCCCUCAGCGAACGGUUUGAGCAAUAUUCCGGGUGGUAAACCUGCCUACUCCUUUCAUAUGAAUGGUGAGGGCCAGCUACAGCCAGUGCCCUUUCCAACAGACGCCCUAGUGGCCCCCGGAAUCCCCCGUCACGCACGUCAAAUGAACACACUGACUCAUGGUGAGGUUGUCUGCGCCGUGACAAUAUCAAAUCCCACGAAAUACGUGUAUACCGGGGGUAAAGGCUGUGUCAAGGUCUGGGACAUUGGUCAGAGUGGAGGGACAAAGGCAGUUUCACAGCUCGAUUGCCUGCAACCGGACAAUUACAUAAGAUCGGUAAAGCUUUUGCCUGAUGGGAGGACUUUAAUUGUCGGUGGGGAGGCGAGUCAAUUGAGCAUCUGGGACCUCGCCAGUCCCACCCCGAGGAUAAAAGCUGAACUCACAUCGUCUGCACCGGCUUGCUAUGCUCUCGCCAUAUCACCAGACUCUAAAGUCUGUUUUUCGUGCUGCAGCGAUGGCAAUAUUGCUGUCUGGGAUCUUCAGAAUCAGUCACUGGUGAGGCAGUUUCAGGGGCACACUGAUGGCGCCUCCUGCAUUGACAUCUCUACUGAUGGAGCCAAACUAUGGACCGGUGGCCUGGACAACACUGUCAGAUCGUGGGAUCUCAGGGAGGGCAGACAACUGCAACAGCAUGACUUUACGUCGCAGAUUUUUUCGCUUGGCUAUUGCCCCAGUGGCGAGUGGCUCGCUGUCGGUAUGGAGAACUCCAAUGUCGAGGUGCUGCAUGCCAGCAAGAGUGAUAAAUACCAGUUACAUUUGCACGAGUCUUGUGUACUGUCGCUUAGGUUCGCAUCGUGUGGCAAGUGGUUCGUCUCCACCGGUAAGGAUAAUCUACUUAAUGCCUGGCGCACACCUUAUGGAGCAUCUAUCUUUCAGUCGAAAGAAUCUUCAUCAGUCCUCAGCUGUGACAUCUCCGCCGACGACAAAUUCAUCGUGACCGGUUCCGGUGACAAGAAAGCAACAGUUUAUGAAGUGAUGUAUUAAAUAAUAAUAAACAUGAUUUGUAAAAUUUUUCAACAUGUAAAUAGGACGAAAAUGCUAGGGACAACGAAAGUGUGAUUACCAUGAGUAUAUAGACGCCUUAGACGCCUAGUUUGUAUAAUAACUCCGAGAGACAGCUGUUGGAUGACAUUAAAUAACUUCAUUUCUAAGAAAGGCCAUUUGCACUGUCAACAUGUGCCACCUACUGUGUACAUUAAUUUUAAUUAUACGGAUACUUCCGUUCAAACUUUGAUGUGUGCAUUAUGUAAUUAUACUGGAAAUAUUUCCAAUGUACAUAAUCUCAUGUUUUAGAAAAUGAAAAAAUAACUAUUUA
Molecule: messenger RNA, 2788 nt
Organism: Diachasma alloeum
Lineage: Eukaryota; Metazoa; Arthropoda; Insecta; Hymenoptera; Braconidae
Gene: gro
Product: protein groucho
Exons: 14
Coding region: 109-2457 (782 amino acids)
Biological process (GO): regulation of DNA-templated transcription; negative regulation of canonical Wnt signaling pathway
Cellular component (GO): nucleus; transcription regulator complex
Molecular function (GO): protein binding; transcription corepressor activity
Source: RefSeq, a predicted model, not a curated record